UUUGAAAAUUUAAAAAUGUAGAAAUUUCAAAAUUUCGUCUUUCAAAAAUUUGGAAAUUUCAAUAUUUGGAAAUGUCAGGUUUGCAUACCUGAUUUUCAAAAACCGGAAAGAAGUAGUGGGGUACUCCCCUCCUAUAAUCGUCCUUAUCUAAAAGAAGCCUACGUUGCACCUGAAUGUACCUUUUCUUGCUCCGAUUCCGCUAUAAGUUGAAUUUUGUACCCCUCCCUCGCGAUGCGCAUUCAACUAUAUAACAACGUGAUCGUAGAAGCCGCGUAAAUAUGGCUGCGGCAAUAAAGAGCGGUUAGUAGUGUCCAGUACAAGAACUAUGCGUAAUGAUUGUGAUUAUUUUUAUUGGCGUACGAUGAUAAUAUCAACGUAUCAUCGGCAAAGAUGAGUGAAAGAAAGUUUACUCGAGGCUUAGGUAAGCCGGGCAUGGCCGCUCAAUUACGAGAGACUGUCUCUCAGGUAGUACGCGAGAGCACUGUACAGAAUAAGCCACAUUUAGUAGAGCCAAUAGAUUUUGAAAGUUUUGUAUUGAAAAACAAAACUGUACUACAAAAUGAUCCACAAAGAGAACUUCUUCUAUAUCCUCAGGAUGAUGUUUCACAAGUGGUAUUACCUAGAAGAUAUCGUACUCUUGUACCGACAAUAUCACAAACUUCAGAUAGUGAGGAAGGAGGAGAGAACCUUCUUACAAAAGAAUGUUUACGAAGUUACACAUCUAACUGGCAUCUUAUACAUUACAAAUAUUCAGCAUAUAGUGGAACAUAUCUUGAAUUACCUAAAAUAGCAAAAGCAGAUGAUCUAAAAGAUGAGGUUUAUGAAAUUGAUACAGAAGUAGACCAAGUUGAUGAGGAGCUAACAAAGAGCAAUGGAAUAACAAAAGAAGGUUAUUUAAUGAAAGGACCAGAAAUUGGUAGUAGUGAUCGUAUGUUUGCAAAUAUUGGUUCAAAAUCGUUCAAAAGAAGAUUUUGUAAUCUUAGACAAGAAGUUGAUGGCACAUAUAUUCUUGAGCUUUUUAAAGAUGAAAAGAAAGGAGAAGCAAAAUUAACAAUAGUAAUGGAUUUCUGUACUGAAGUUGUUAGAAAUCCUAAACGUGGAAGAUACUGUUUUGAAUUAAGAAUGAGCGGGACUCAUAAAUCAUAUACUUUAGCAGCAGAUAAUGAAGCAGAUAUGCAGGAUUGGUUGUUAAAGCUAAGUUCAGUAUUACAGCAUUAUAAACAGCAAGAAGAAAAACGAGCUGCUUCGUUAGAAAGAGCAUGUAAUACACCUCCUCCUUCUCCUCAGCCUAUGCAGGUUUAUGGAACAUUGAAAGGUUUGGAACAAAGUAUGAAUCCACAAUUAAUAAAAUAUUCCAGAGAAACUGAUACAAGUAUAGCAUUAGCGAGACGUGAAAAUCGCAAACGAUUGUUUAAUAUUUACCCUUAUAUUCCACACAGUAAGCAACAAUCAGGAAAUUCUACUGAAAAUAAUAUUGAUCCAUAUAAAGAACAAUUUGGACAACGAAUUUUUGUAAAAUGUGAAAGUCUUAAAUUCAGAUUACAAGCGCCAAUAGAUGAAAAAGAGUCAUUAUGCCAAGUAGAGCCAUAUCAGACAACAUUGAGUCUAUACGAUGCCAGAAGUGCUAGAAAACUUACUGAAAACUUUCACUUUGACGUUAAUCAUGAAGUUGUUCAAGAAAUGGUAAAAGAAUUAAGUCCAGUAGGUAUUAUGACAGAAUCUACAAAGAAUGUAAAAUUGCCGGAUGAUUUAAAAAGUAUCCCAUUAGACUGGAUUAAAUACCCAAAACAGGCUAUAUUUAGUAUUAGCAAUCCUCAUCCUGAUAUAUUUUUGGUGGUAAGAAUAGAUAAAAUAUUGCAAGGGAACAUAUGUCAAACUUCUGAACCAUAUUUAAGAGCUACAAAAGAUCCACGUUUAGGUUUAAAAGUACAUAAACAAGUUAGAGCAUGCUGCCAAAGAUUGGGAAAUUAUAGAAUGCCCUUUGCUUGGGCUGCUAGACCAUUAUUUAGAUUAUAUAGCAAUGAAUUGGAUACGUCAUCAGAUUUUCCAGCAAUUUAUAGACAAGAGGGGAAUAAAAUAAAAGAUGAUGAAUUAUUAAAACUUCUUUUGGAAUACAGAAAGCCUGAAAAACUUAGUAAAUUAACUGUGAUACCUGGCUGGUUAAAAAUAAAAAUUGAGUCAAUUACAGAAUUACCUGAUAAUACAUUAUCUACGUCCUUAGCAGCAUUAAAACCAUUUCCAUUACCACCAACUUCAGAACCAACUCUUGAAAUUGCAGAAUUUGAAAGUACUUCAGAGAAAGAUGUUCACCCUUACACGACGUAUAUUAACCAUCUUUAUGUUUAUCCCCAAACGCUUUGCUUUGAUGCUCAAAAAAUAUUCACAAGAGCUAGAAAUAUUGCAUGUAUUGUUGAGCUACGAGAUGAUGACAGUGAAAAUGCUACACCUUUAAGGUGUAUAUAUGGAAGACCUGGUGCUCCACUUUUAUGCUUGCGAGCUUCUUGUUCAGUUUUACAUCAUAAUGCAGUUCCUUCAUGGUAUGAAGAGAUUAAAAUACGAUUGCCAACGAAACUUCACUCCAAGCAUCAUUUGCUUUUUUCCUUCUAUCAUAUAAGUUGUGAUAUGAAUAAGAAGAAAGAAAAUGGAGUUGAAAGCUGUGUUGGUUACGCCUGGUCUCCGUUGUUGCACAAAGGAAGAUUAAAUGUGGAUAUGGAUAUGAAUGUACAGAUGUUACCAGUAGCAACGCAUUUACCUCCAGGAUAUUUAUCGAUACAACCUCUUGGAUUAGGAAAAGGAAAUGCAGGACCAGAAAUCGUAUGGAUCGAUUCUCAGCGGCCAGUAUUUACAGUAGCAUUUCAGUUAAUUUCAACUGUAUUUACCCGCGAUGUACAUUUACAUAACUUAUUUGCUCAUAUGGAACGUAUCCUGGAUAUGAAAGUAGGAGUAGUACCAGCGGAUUCAGAAACGUGUAAAAUCCUAAAAGCUGCUCAUGCAGUACAACUGGUUACUGUUAUCACGUUUCUUCCUACCAUAUUGAAUCAACUAUUUACAUUGUUAACUUAUACUACCAAUGAAGAAGUUGGUUUAUACAUUAUAAGAGUUUUAAUACAUUUCAUAAAUAUGGUGCAUGAAGCUGGUAGGAAGGAAACGCUUCAAGCUUACAUUAAGUUUGUUUUUGUACCGUCUUCUCAAGAAAAUGGCAGUAUAACCGUUCAUGAACAACUAGGAAAACAUCUUCCUACAUUAUUACAGCCAAACAAUACUGAUUUUUUGGUAGUAAAUAAAUUUAUGCAUCAUUCUAACUUCUUUUUUGAAAUAAUGAUCAAGAGCAUGGCACAACAUUUGCUUUCAACAGGAAGAAUAAAAAUGCAUAGGAACGAAAGAUUUUCAAAAGAAUAUCAUGAAAAAAUUCGAAAUUUAGUGGAAGUAAUUAUGCCUUAUCUAAUGAAUAAAUAUAGAGACAUGCCUGUUGAGACUCAUGAAUUAAACAAAAGUCUUGCACAAUUUUUAAAGCGAUGUCUUACAUUCAUGGAUCGUGGAUUCGUGUUCCAUCUUAUUAAUUUGUAUAUGGACAACUUUUCACCCGGAGAUCCACGUGCAUUACACGACUUUAAAUUUACGUUUUUGCAAAUAAUAUGCUCUCAUGAACAUUAUGUGUCUUUCAACUUACCAAUGAUGCCAUCACGAAUUACUUCCAGAGAUUUAAUGAAUGAAUAUUGUUUAUCGGAAGAUUUUUGUAAACAUCAUUUCUUGGUUGGACUUUUAAUGCAAGAGGUUAAAACAUCUCUAAAUGAAAUUGUACAAAUUCGGAAAGUGGCAAUAGCUACAUUACGAGAUUUAAUGGCGAAGCAUGAACUUGAUGAUAGAUAUCAAAAUAAGGGUCAAUUAAGCAGAAUAGCUUUUAUUUAUAUACCGUGGCUGGGUAUUGUUUUAGAAAAUUUACAUCGAUUGCAAUCUGUUCAUGAUAACACUAAAACAGAAAUGAAGCAAAAUGGUACUGAUAGAAUAUCAACGAGUAGUUCAUUUUUAGCAAACAAAGAUAAUUCCAGUAAUAUUACAACAGUUGGGACUCCAAAAUCAAUUCAUAGGCUUACCGUACAUUUGGAUACGCAGUCUCCAAUAAGAGCAUCUAUGCAUCUACGAGAUUCUACAUAUUUUGCGGCCAUAGCAGGACAAGGUUUAGUUAAUGGUUAUUCCUGCACCAGUAUAGAAUCGGAUACUUCAACUAUGUCUGGUGCUUCUCAGUCAAAUAUAUCUCAAGAAACUACCAUUAUUCGUGAACCAAUUGAAAACGGUACUGGCGAGAAGAAACGACAUUCUCGUUCUUUAAGUGUUACACAAUCAUCGCCUAGAUGCGAUAAAUUACAGUCGUCAGAAGUUAAAGACAUCUUGCUUUGUUUCUUAUUUGUUAUAAAAUACUUGGGAGAUCACCAAGUAAUUGCUUGGUGGCAACAAUGCAGCGAUUGUGAAAUUUUAAGCUUCUUUUCAGUGAUAGAAAUGAGUCUUCAUCAUUUUAAAUAUGUUGGAAAGCGACAAAUAGCCACAAAUAUAGCGAACAACUCGGGGAAACCACGAACAGCGAAAGCAAUGACAUUACCAGCCAGAAUGGCACCUCCUGAUUUUUCUACUGAUACACCAGCUACAAGCACAUUACAACCGCAUAAUACUACAGUUAGGGAAAAUCUUGUUGAAAACGACGGUGGAAAAGUACAUCAAGCCAUUUUAGAAGCAAAUAUGGCUACAGAAGUUGGUCUCAUUGCAUUAGACUGCUUAGGAUUAUUUUGUAUUCACUUUAAGGACGUGCUUUUAGCAACGGAUGGCGAUAAUCCCAUAAUGCAAAAAGUAUUUAGCAUUUAUUUGUCAUUUCUACAAGUUGGCCAGUCUGAAACUUUAUUACGUCACGUGUUUGCCAGUUUUAGAGCAUUUUUAAAUAAUUAUUCUAUCAUUCUUUUUCAAGGAAAUGCUGUACUAUGUGGACGUUUAUGUUAUGAAUUAUUACGUUGCUGUAAUAGCAAAUUAAGUUCUAUUAGACAGGAAUCCUGUGCUUUACUAUAUCUUCUCAUGAGAAGUAAUUUUGAAUUUACCAGUAGGAAAGGGUUGACAAGAGUUCAUUUACAAGUAAUAAUAUCUGUUUCUCAAAUGCUUGGGAACGUUAUUGGAUUGAAUAACUCGAGAUUCCAGGAAUCGCUUUCAUUGAUAAACAGUUAUGCAUCAUCAGAUAAAGUGAUGAAGGGAACUGGUUUUCCAGUUGAAGUUAAAGAUCUUAAUAAAAGAAUUCGAACUGUAUUAAUGGCAACAGCACAAAUGAGAGAACAUAAUAAUGAUCCUGAAAUGUUGGUAGAUUUGCAACACAGUUUGGCUAAUUCUUAUGCUAGUACGCCAGAACUAAGACAUACAUGGUUAGAAACUAUGGCUAGAAAUCACGCGAGAGAUGGAAAUUUCUCAGAGGCUGCUUGUUGUCAAUUACAUAUUGCUGCGUUAAUGGCUGAAUAUUUAAAGUUAAGAAAAGUUCAUUCAUGGGGAGCAGAAGCCUUUGACAAAAUCUCUGAGAAUAUUUCCAGGGAUGAAUGUAGUCUUAAACUUGAUGCUGGUGAGAUUUGUGUACAAGAUAUUCAUUACAACGACUAUAUACUUCUUGAACAAUUAGAAGUUUGUGCAAAUAUGUUGGAAAAAGCAGAACGUUUUGAACUUCUAGGACAUUUAUAUAGAUUAAUAGUUCCUAUGUAUGAAGAAAAACGAAAUUACGAAGCUUUAGCAAAUUGUUAUUCACACUUGGCACAAGCUUGUAAUAAAAUUGUUGAAGUUACAAAAUCUGGAAAACGACUUCUUGGGAGAUUCUAUAGAGUUGCAUUUUUUGGUUCGGCAUAUUUUGAGGAAGAAAAUGGACAAGAGUAUAUUUAUAAAGAACCCAAAGUUACGUCCUUAUCAGAAAUUUCAGAGCGUCUACACCAUUUAUAUUCUGAAAAGUUUGGCGCAGAAAACGUUAAAAUGAUAAUGGACUCCGUACCUAUCGAUAUAACUGAACUAGAUCCAAAAAUAGCAUAUAUUCAAGUGACUCACGUGACACCAUAUUUCGAAAAGUUUGAAUUAGAAACACGACAAACAGAAUUUGAGCAGAAUCAUAAUAUAUCAUGUUUUAUGUUUGAAACACCAUUUACUAAAGAAGGAAAAGCAAGAGGUAACCCAGAAGAGCAAUGGAAGCGAAGAACAAUUCUAAAAACACAAUAUUCCUUUCCAUAUAUUAAAAAACGAAUCUUAGUCAUUCAAAAACGGAUAAUGGAAUUAAGUCCAAUUGAAGUUGCUUUAGAUGAAAUGCGCCAACGUGUCCAAGAAUUAGAAGAUGUAGCUCUUAUAGGUCCAACAGAUGUGAAAAAAUUACAAUUAAGAUUACAAGGAAGUAUAUGCGUUACAGUGAAUGCUGGACCAUUAGCAUAUGCUUCUGCAUUUUUAGAUCCUGCUCUCUCCCCACAAUAUCCGGAUGAUAAAGUUGAAGAAUUAAAAGAUGUAUUUAGAGAAUUUGUUAAAAUAUGUUACACAGCUCUUCAAAUAAAUAGUAAAUUAAUUACAUCUGAUCAACACGAAUAUCAAGAAGUAUUACGAGAGAACUAUCAGAAGCUUUGUCAGAAUUUAUCGUCGUUACUUGGAGAACCUAUCUGGCCUGAUGAACAAGUCGGGAAUUUUAAACGCAACAGCGCUGCUUUAUUUAGUGUCAUCAGCGGUGCUACUAAUCAUACAAGUACAGCCUAAAUCAGGAGGUAAUUAAAGUCAUCUGCAAUUUAAUUAGUUUUUUUUUAUGUAUAUUUGCAUACAAGUAAACAGUACAAAUUGGGUUACAUAAAACCCAUUGUUGAUUUGCUUAAGCUCAAAAACAUUUAUGUUACUAUAUAAUUAUGGAUUAUUAAAUGUUGUCAUCGUAAUAGUAAGUAAGCAAAUCACUGCACACUUAUUUAAAUUUUAUUGUUAUAAUAAAAGUUAUUGUUUUUCUAUGACACUAAAUACGCAUAAUUAAUCGUUUAAUUUUAUUACUUGGUUAGUAAUUAUCAGUGAUAAUACAGAAUGAGAAAAAUGUGAACAUUAAGUUUAACAACAAAUUUUAUAAGAAACGAACAUAUUCUCUUCAAUCAGUAUAAAAGUAUUGUCUCGAGGCCUAAUUGAUACAGUUUUCGACAUUUGAUCACUGCCGUAUUUUCAUAUAUUUAACUAUAUACACCCUUUUUUAGAUAAUUGUGUCAAUUACAAAAAUUACACUGACAGAAAAACAAAAAAAAAAUAGCAGAAAUAGUAUUUAGGUAUUUUAUUUCUACAAAGGAUUUACUGCAUUUUUCCUAACUGCAAGAUUGAAUAUUGUCUACAUCAAUACACAAUUUCUGUGCAUUAAAAACAUAGAUACAUUUAAAUGUAGUUAAAUAUAAUAUAUUUUGGUGUUGAGCACCUAAAGGGGCAUUUAUAUGUGCGUAUAUAUUGUGUAAGAAUUGAAUGAUUUGUAUAUUAGAAUAUGUUACAUGUGUAGAACUUAAUUUGUAUAUAUUUGUAUAAUUUAUUCUAUGUACAUGUAUUAUGUAAAGAAGAUGUAGCCAUCAAUCAGUCUGUAUUUAUACAAAUCUAACUAUUAGCUAAAAGGAAAGAAAAUAUUUUGUGAUGACAGUGUUUUAAAAAAUUGAACAUUUUAAUUGAUCAUUUCACUUUUUUGUUUUCAUAUAACAUUACAAAAGUAAACAAGUGAAAAAAUAUAAAUAA
Molecule: messenger RNA, 7737 nt
Organism: Megachile rotundata (alfalfa leafcutting bee)
Lineage: Eukaryota; Metazoa; Arthropoda; Insecta; Hymenoptera; Megachilidae
Gene: Ziz
Product: dedicator of cytokinesis protein Ziz
Biological process (GO): positive regulation of GTPase activity; small GTPase-mediated signal transduction
Molecular function (GO): guanyl-nucleotide exchange factor activity
Source: RefSeq, a predicted model, not a curated record